Molecule: messenger RNA, 332 nt
Organism: Paramecium sonneborni
Lineage: Eukaryota; Ciliophora; Oligohymenophorea; Peniculida; Parameciidae
Source: the annotation of a GenBank genome assembly
AAUAAAAUAAAAAUGAAGAUGCUUAAAAGCUGAUUGAUAAUAUGUUAAUACAAAUUUAGAAAAAUUAAAAUGUUGCUGCUCAAUGUGGUGGAAUUAUUUAAGAUUUGUAAUAAGCCAAACAAGCAUCAGAAAGAUAAUCAUAUGAUUUAUUUGGUCAAAAAUUAAUGUGUUAAAUGGUUAGUAACAAUUAUCAACAAUAAGGAGUGAAUUCUAUAUUUUCUGCAUCAGGAGUACAAAUGCAACAACCUACUGCAGCUUAAUACUAAAAUUGUUAAUAAUAAAGCAUGAUGUUUUAGGUAUAAAGAUAGAAACCUCCUUAUAAAUAUUAAUGA